Oxyura jamaicensis (ruddy duck) is the source of this 6690-nucleotide messenger RNA. It is a transcript of the gene ZBTB1, whose product is annotated as zinc finger and BTB domain containing 1. The record is from RefSeq and is a predicted model, not a curated record. NCBI's taxonomy places the organism in Eukaryota, Metazoa, Chordata, Aves, Anseriformes, Anatidae. The transcript is spliced from 3 exons. Gene Ontology annotation, molecular function: phosphatase binding. Gene Ontology annotation, biological process: negative regulation of transcription by RNA polymerase II; regulation of cytokine production; regulation of immune system process. Bases 360 to 2276 code for a protein of 638 amino acids.
AUGGGGAGGGGGCGCCCCCGGCCGCAGCAUCCCCGGCGGCAUGGGAGGAGAGGGCAGCGCGGCAGGGAGCCGCCCGCCGGGCCCCGGCGCUGUCGGCGGCGGCGCAGCAGCGCUGGCGGCGGCGGGGCCGAGGGGAGGGAGGGAGGGGUCCGGCCCCGUGCGGUCGCGGCGGAGCCGGCGCUGCGGCAGCAGCAGGCGCGGCGGGGCGGAAGUCCUUUGUUGCAGCAGCAGCGCUGCCAGCAGCACUGCCAGCGCUGGUACUAGCAGCGGGAGCAGCGGUAGGAGUAGGGGUAGCUCCCCCUCGGCCCCCGCCGCCGCCGCCACCGCCUCGCCCCGCGGGGCUAUAAUUGAAGUACAAGAUGGCAAGAACCAGCCACAGCAACUAUGUUCUUCAGCAGCUAAACAACCAAAGAGAAUGGGGGUUUCUGUGUGACUGCUGUAUUGCUAUCGAUGAUAUUUAUUUUCAAGCACAUAAGGCAGUCCUUGCUGCAUGCAGCUCCUAUUUUAGGAUGUUUUUUAUGAACCAUCAACACACUACAGCCCAGCUGAAUCUGAGCAACAUGAAGAUUAGUGCUGAAUGCUUUGAUCUUAUUUUACAGUUCAUGUAUUUAGGAAAAAUUAUGACAGCCCCUGCCAAUUUUGAGCAAUUUAAAGUGGCCAUGAACUAUUUACAGCUAUAUAACGUACCUGAGUGUCUAGAAGAUAUACAGGAUACAGACUCAUCUAGUUUAAAGUGCUCAUCUUCUGCUUCUAGCACCCAGAAUAGUAAAAUGAUAUUUGGCGUGAGAAUGUAUGAAGACACGCUCAUUAGAAAUGGCAGCGAAGCAAACAGGUGGGGCAUGGAGCCGCCAAGUUCAACAGUUAAUACAUCCCAUAACAAAGAGCCCGACGAAGAAGCUUUGCAGCUAGGCAGUUUCCCCGAGCAACUGUUUGAUGUCUGCAAGAAAAGCACCACCUCCAAAUUCUCUCACACAAAAGAGCGUGUGUCCCACUCACGCCGUUUUGGAAGAAGCUUCACCUGUGACAGCUGUGGGUUUAGCUUUAGCUGUGAAAAGUUACUGGAUGAGCACGUGUUGACGUGCACUAACAGGCAUUCGUACCAAAGUGCCAGGUACUACGGUGCUGAAAAACUAGACUUUAAUGAAAAGGACUCUACUUCUAAAAUCUCUACACAAACAGAAAAAUACAAAGGGGACUCGAGCCAGGCUGCUGAUGAUUCUUCGUCUCCUGUGUCCAACGUUACAAGCAGGAAAAGCAGCACAGUUGCAUCAGAGACAUCAGGUGAAGAAGGAAGUAGAGCCUCUGAGAGGAAGAGGAUUAUUAUCAAGAUGGAACCAGAGGACAGCCCUGCAGACGAGCUGAAAGAUUUUAAUAUUAUUAAAGUGACAGAUAAAGACUGCAAUGAGUCGUCUGACAAUGAUGACCUAGAUGAUGAGCAGGAAGAGCCGCUUUACAGGUACUAUGUUGAGGAAGAGAUCAGAGAGAAAAGAAAUGCUCGGAAGACUUUAAAACCCCGUUUAUCCAUGGAUGACGAUGAAAGAAAGUGUUUACAGAGUCCACGGCACCUUAACAGGAAAGCUCCUUCAGUACAGGAAGAUGUGGAGAACGCUCCCUGUGAACUUUGUGGGCUAACAAUCACCGAGGAAGAUUUGUCCUCUCAUUAUUUAUCCAAACACAUAGAAAAUAUAUGUGCCUGUGGCAAGUGUGGUCAAAUACUGGUCAAAGGCAAACAGUUACAAGAUCAUGCACAGACCUGUGGAGAACCCCAGGACCUGACCAUGAAUGGUAUCAGAAAUUCUGAGGAAAAAAUGGACUUGGAAGAAAACCCUGAGGAGCAGUCAGAAAUAAGGGACAUGAUGUUUGCCGAGAUGCUAGAGGACUUCAGGGACAGUCAUUUCCAAAUGAACAGCCUUCAAAAAAAGCAGUUAUAUAAGCAUUCUGCAUGUCCUUUCCGAUGUCCUAAUUGUGGUCAACGUUUUGAAACUGAAAACCUAGUGGUUGAACAUAUGUCAAACUGCCUAGAGCAAGAUCUGUUCAAGAAUUCCAUGAUGGAAGAGAAUGAAAGAGAUCACAGACGUAAGCAUUUCUGCAAUCUUUGUGGGAAAGGAUUUUAUCAGCGUUGUCACUUGAGGGAACACUAUACUGUUCAUACCAAGGAAAAACAGUUUGUUUGUCAGACAUGUGGGAAGCAGUUCUUAAGAGAGCGCCAGUUGCGGCUCCACAAUGAUAUGCACAAAGGAAUGGCCAGCGUGCCACGCCUCAUCCCGAGAACCUAGAAUUUCAGAAGUGUCCAAUUCCUUUGAUUUUCUUGUAAGUCAGAGGGAUACCUCUUUUGGGCAGUAUGGUCUUGUGCCCCAUAUUAAUAAUUGUUUUCUAAAGUACGCAUGUGUCUCAUGAUGGAUUAAAAAGUACAACUCUAACUUUUACCAUUCAGAGAAAACAUAAAAAGGUUUAAUCCUUUCGUAUGCCUUCUGGCAUACUAAAACUAUAGUAAGUCUUCCUGCAACUACAACCACAAAAACAAUGCUGUUUCUAGCAUUUCCUGUGGGAGAAAAAAAAAAAAUCGAGCCCUUUCAGAGCUGUUCAAGAACUUCCCUCUCAAUGACUACGUCCUGAUGCUGGCGUUGUUUUUAUUCAAACUGUGAUUUUCAUCAAUGAGAUUUUUGGGUGUAUAUACAUUUGUGUGUGUGUGUAUUGUAAAUGAGAUGAUCUCAGACAAGUGUGCCUUGUGGUUCCAUAGACAUCACAAGACUCCUGACAGGGAAUGAGAAGAGAGCAUUCCUCAAAGGUCUCAAAAUCCCGGAAGCUGGGUGGACUGUCAGAAAUCCACCGGGAAAUCCAGGGCUAUCUGUAAAUCCUUGGUUUCCAAACCUGUCUGUAAGGCAAAGUGCCGUCCGUGUCAAUGCAUUGCCAAGGUCUCUGCAGCAGUAGUGUUGCCAGCAUGAAAGAUGCAAAAAUCAGCCCUUCCCUUGGGCUUGUUCUCUUUCUUCCCUGUUACGAGGUUGCUAUGUUAAAAAGUCAUCCUUUCAGCUGUUCUGUUUGUGAAGACGAGGGCUAAAAAAUUGCCUUUUUCUGAUAUGUUCAUUUGAACCUACUGCUUUAAAAAAUAAAUGAUAAAAGUAGUGAGAGUCAGUGACGCAGUGAUACCUAUCCUCUCCUUUUUUAGGUAACUGUCCCACUACACUGAGGAUGGUUACCAGAGGGGCAUCUGCUUCUGAGUCCCCAGAAAAUGAAUAGGAAGAAUAAUGUGAUGUUCUCUCCAUGGAAAACAAAACAAAACACAAGACCAUGAAAGUCUGUGGAAAUACCAAUACACUGACUAAGAAUAGGGGGUUCUGAAUAUCAUAGAUUAAUUUUGGUUUUGGCAAUAAAUACACCAGGCCUGUGGUGUCUGUCACACUCCUUUCUUUUAUAAAUGUCAUUGUUAGAGCAUUUUUUCGGGGUGUAAAAGAUGGCACUUCUCUUCUGUCCCUGCCUACAGGGUUUCUACAUCCCAUGAGAGAGUUCCAACUAACAAACUGCUGAGAUUCUGGUUUCUAGCCAUUGGUUAUUUAAUUAUUUAUACAAAGGAGAAGUAUUUUGAGAUGAAAUCUACACUAUCCUUCCUUCAGCAGAAGGAAAGAUACAGUAUUAGUGUAGGGGGAAAUACAGGGAAGCGACCCUGGGAACUGAUCUUAGUACCUCCCACAGCCCAGGAGAGCUCCGAUCUCUGAGCUGCAUUGCUAUCAGAUAGAUUAAACCUAAUUUUUUUACACUUAGAUGUAUUGUAACGCCCAGCACCAAUUACAGUCUGGGUGCCUGGACGUAUGAGGGUAAGCCCCACCCAGUCUGCUUUCAGGCGGGGUUGUGUUUCACAUAACUUUCACUGGCUGAUGCUAACGUUGCCAUUCUGCCACAAGAGACAGUUCCUGACAAACAGUAACUUAAAAAAUGAAAAAAUGUAUUAAUUAAGACACAAGAAACCUCACAGUAAUUAUUACAAUUCUUUCUGCUUUAUUUUGCUGUGCAAACAAACAGUUAAAUAGUUCAAAGGCAUUUUUCUUUGUAGAAUGUUUAUUUGAUUGAGUUCAGUGUGGCUUAGACCCCAAAUAAAAAUACUAGUUUCAAACAGAGCACUACUAUAAAAGUAGAAAUAGUCUGUGGCCUUCUAGACCUCACAAACUAUGUUGGUUUGUUACACAGAGUCAAAACAAAGAUGUCCCUUAAAACGCAUGCACAUUAACUCAGUGUCUUUCAUAUGCCACAACCUUUUAUCUCAGAUCAGCUUUCCUCCCCACUCACUAUGGCUGUGCCAAAAUCCCUGAGAUCCUCGAUGAGCUAUAGACUACUCAGCAAAAAUCAUGCCGUGUAUGAAUGGGCUGUCUAACUUAGAUUAUUAGAGAACAGGCUUUGAGAGCUACUGCUCCUGUUUACUGAGCUUGAAGUACUACAUCCUUCAGAUUUUAGAGCAGGGCUUAUCUUCCCUUCCUGAUCCCCUUUACAUUAAAGAAAGCAGGGGGACGAAAAACCCUGUAGAUGCUUCUCUUUUAAACGAAGCCUGGAAGAUACUGUUAGUUGGGUUGGUGCUGGCUUUUUUUUUUUUUUUCUUUUUUUUUCUUUCUUCCUUAGGUCCUUAGUUGGCUGAAUAUUCAGAUUUCUAAUAAAUAUGCUAAGCAUUAAAAAAGCAUUAUUAGUACGUGGUGAGAUAGACCGCGUUCAACCACUUAAUGUAACAGUCAAACCCAUGCAGAUGCUACUAGUACAGGAACCUGGUAUCGUGCCAAAUCUGGAGAGUUAUCUUUGAUCUAUCUCCAGAUCCCCCUUUUAUUUGUAAACAUCCAGCUAAUCACAGACUUCCUCUGACUUUUAUGAAGUGGAAAAAACUGCAUCCUUUGUAACAUCUAUGCAGUUUGUUAACUUUGCAGAUGUUCAUGGAUUUGUGCGCUGGGAGGUAUGAGCUCCAUCUGGUGGCUGACUUAAAACACGCACAUUUCGACUUAAAAGGCAGACUGCAGUUUAGCAGAGUUUAAUGUGACGAGUGUUGAAGAUCCUCUGUGUAUUCCUACAACAACUUCUGUUUUUAGGGUAGCUAGAAGAUUUUAGAGUCUGGGAGGAGGGCACAACGUUUUACCUCUAAUGUAGCUCACUGUGGGCUACAAACUAUUACCAACACCAGCAGUACUUUGGUAUUCAUAGCUCUGCACGUACACCACAUGACCACAGUUGGCACUAAUUAACGGUAUUUCUGCAGUCUCAUUGGAAAAAUGUAAUUUAAUAUUCACAGGCAACCCACCUUCCCACACUCAGGGUGGUCCCACACAGCACAGUUGGUGUAUUUGAGGGUGGUGGUGUAAAGAAGCUCAGUCAUGCCGCAUGACUUGUGUGUGAUCGGCAAGUAACGGGGAUCUUUGGAAAAUGUAGGCCAGCAUCUUAACAAACAUUGGUAUUAAGCAUUGAUAUUGCCUGGGUAAAAAUAAUGUUCAUAUGCAUAUCGUAAUUACAAUAUUUUUUCUCCUUUGUUAAUUUAUAAACAAAAAAAAAUGCAUUUCCUGACCUUUGAGCUAGUCACAUAAGAGCUUCUUUCAGAUAACAGCAGCAGUCCAAUGAAUUCCCCACCAAGAUUCAAAGCGUGUAGUAGGUAGCUGCAUUGACCAUACUCAUACUCGCUGCCAGAACCAGCAGCCUGUUGAAGCUAGCAGUGUGCCCAAAGGUGUGCCAGGAAAUUCAGCCUUCAGGAUGCUCUAGCAGGUAUGCAGUGCUGAUAAACCUGGCUUCCCGUGCAGCCUUGAAGCCCGUCCUGCUCUGCAGUUCAGAUGCAACCACUAGGUCCACUGCUGUCAUCGUGCCCUUAGAACAUCAGGUGUUAAUUAGCCAGUAGUUAUGUGAAAGUGGGACAAUCGUAUACUUUGUACAACGUGAUUUACCUACCCAGAGAAAGAAGUCAGUGAUACCAAGAAAAAACCCUCAGAGGAUUGUCUUUAAAAGUUGCAUCCACAUGUUUCCACUUUCUUGACUGUUCGUAUCGGAUACAAAGCUGCUCACACGUGUCGUAAAUUAGUGUGGUCCAAAAAAAUCACAGGAAUUGCAAAUAUUUAUAUCAUUUAGCUGCAUUUAACCCAAAAUAAUAAUACUGGGGAGGGUGAGUAAAUACGUAACAGUCAUCCCCGAAUGAGGCAAGUAAAAACAAUGAAAAUGAAUGAAGAGGCAAAUAUGAGGCAGUAAGAAGUGUUCCAGAGCGGUGGGUGUUCCAAGCUAUGAGAAGAGUAGGCUGAAGGGAAAUAAUACUCAUGUAACUUUUCAAGCAUCCACUAAGCCAAGCCGUAAACCACUGCUGGAAAGUUACACAUACAGCAGCAAAAAUAACCUCUGGGAGGCUUAGGAAUUGAAGUUUUUCUUCAGAAAAUCUUUAUUUGUUUAGAAAAUGAAAAGCAAAGGAGAAGGAAAGAAACAAAUGAAAAGUUUCUGAAACAAGAUCAGAACUUUGUUUAAGGUUAAGUCGUGUUUUGGUGGGGUAGGGCUUGAAGGAAAGGAACCAUAUGGCUUUUAAACAGAGUUCCCUGCUGUGAUGGGUGCUCUGAAUAUAACUGAAGGUUGGUAUUUAGAGCAAAACCACACCACAGUGAGGUGGGAGGGACCACAUCAUGCUAGCAAAUAUAGUACUAGAGUGUGGGCUUCUGACUUUUAAUAUUUUUCUUGCAUUUCUUUUCUGCA